Chironomus riparius is the source of this 802-nucleotide messenger RNA. NCBI's taxonomy places the organism in Eukaryota, Metazoa, Arthropoda, Insecta, Diptera, Chironomidae. The record is from the annotation of a GenBank genome assembly.
CUUUUUUAGAAAAUAAGAAAAAAUUGAUUUUUUUACAACAAAACAAAUUUUGCGUAGUUUUUAAUUAAUUUGCUGCACAAAUGGGCAACACACCUAGUCAAUUUACGGAAGAGGAGUUGCGAGACUAUGAAGAUCUGACAUAUUUUACAAGAAAAGAAAUUUUGCUAGCUCACGAAAAGUUCAAAGCAAUCUCGCCCGAAAAAGUCAAUCACAAUAAAAAUGCAAAACUUUCCAUGAACAAAAUGAUGAGCACAUCCGAGCUGUCCUGCAAUCCAUUCGCUGAUAGAAUUUGUCAAGUAUUUUCAAGCUCCGGUGACGCAUCUGGAGAUUGCACAUUUGAAGACUAUUUGGACAUGAUGUCUGUGUUCUCGGAUCAAGCACCAAAAAGUGUUAAAGCUGAACAUGCCUUUAGAAUCUUUGACUUUGACGGAGACGAUAUGUUAAGUAAAAAUGAUCUCAAACAAGUUAUUCAAAGGCUAAUUGGGUUUAAUAAUCAGUUUACUGACCUCGAUAUGGAGCAACUAAUUCAAAAUAUACUCGAAGAAGCUGAUUUGGACGAUGAUGGAUCAUUGAGCUUUGCUGAAUUUGAACAUGUGAUUGAUAAGUCGUCGGACUUCACAAAUUCGUUUCGGAUUAGGCUCUAAAAAUCUAUUUAGCACCUUCAAUUCCAGCUCCAACCAAAGAAAGACGAGAAAUUUCAUGUUAAAAAAGCUCUGCUAAUUUCGAUUUCAUCUCGAUUUACCAUUAUUUAUAGCUGGAAGUCCUAAAAAUUAUGAUCAAGUUUAUGGAAAUUUAUGUUUUU